Messenger RNA from Ascoidea rubescens DSM 1968, 2247 nucleotides. RefSeq lists its product as uncharacterized. The transcript has a single exon. Bases 1 to 2247 code for a protein of 748 amino acids. Gene Ontology annotation, molecular function: protein heterodimerization activity. Lineage: Eukaryota; Fungi; Ascomycota; Saccharomycetes; Ascoideales; Ascoideaceae. The record is from RefSeq and is a predicted model, not a curated record.
AUGGUGACAGAAUCAUAUAUAUCCAACUCGCUAACGAGCCGACGUCAGUCCUUCAAAGAGAUUUUGCAGCAUACAACCGAUCACGUCCAACUAUCACCAGUCAAACAGCCCAGAACACCACGAAGAGCUUCUGUUGGCUACAGUCACAACAGAAACACAGGAAGCAGAACAGCCUCAAAGCGAAGAUCUACAAGAAAAAAUCCAUUGACACUUUAUACAAGAAAUUCUAUUUUACAGAGCACUCAGAUACCCAAAACACCCAAAACACCCAGAACACCCAGAACACCCAGAACACCUCGGUCAUCGAAAUUGCUAAGAAUAAAUAACAUAAACAAUGAAGUAAACAAAAACAACAGUGCCAAUACCAGAAGACAGCGAAACAGAGACAGAAUAUCACCAAUUAAUGAUUUAAGAAUACUAUCAAGAAUCAUAAUAAUUGAAAAAAAGGAACAUCAGAAAGGCAAAGAAAUUAUAGAAAAGAAUAAAGAGUCUGAAAACUAUAACGUGAAUAAUUCAAUAUCCAAAAGAUCUACAGAAAAUAUAAACAAAAGAACUCUCAAGGGCAACAUUUCAAACAAUAAGAAAAAAAAUACUAUUGAAAAUAAUAACAAAGAUAGUGUUGAAAUCAACCAGAAAUUUUCCUUAUCAAAUGAAAAUACUGGAGAAAUUUCAAGAGAUAACGAGAAUGAAAAUGAAAAUGAAAAUGGAAAUGGAAAUGGAAAUGGAAAUAAAAAUUCAAAUAGAAAAAGCAAUUUAAAUAAAGAAUUUUUUAUAAGAGAUUUGCCAUCAUCACCAAUAGAUUUAUCGCAAAUAGAAAAUUUCACUUCUCCUGUAUUAUUACAGUCAUCUCCAUUAUUAGAUAAGUCAUUAAAUCACUCAAAACAAUCAUUAGGAGGUGACGAAGAUAGUGAGGAUACAGAAGAUAGUGAGGAUAUUGGAAUUGUUAGUAAGAGAAUUAAAAAACAGAAAUUUGUAAUUGUAGAUCACUCUUUAUCAAAAUUGGAUAAUGAUUCGUCAUUUUUGAACCAAACAAUUGAAAUAAGAAGAAAGUUGUCAGUUUCAAGAAGAUUAUCCAAUUUGAUUAAUAAUGAAAAUGAUGAUAAUGAAAAUGAUGAUAAUGAUAAAGAUAAAGAUAAUAUAAGUAUGAAUAAUUAUAGUGAUGAUAGUGAUUAUGGAGAUGAUUUCAAUGGAUUAAAUAAUGAAAAUGUAAUUGAAUUUUCUACAAAAAAUGAUAUAGAUGAUCAAAAUGAAUUUAUAGAAGACAUUCCAAUGGAAAUUGAUAUGCAAAUGGAUAUGGAUAUGAGUAAGAACUUGAAAAAUGAUGAUGAUGAUAAUAAUAAUGAUAAUAAUAAUAAUAAUGAUAAAGAUAAAGAUAACAAUGUUAAUGGAAUGGAAAUGGAAUCAGAAGUGAAUCAAGAUCAUCUAUUUUCAGAUAUUGCAAUGCCAGAAGGAAUAUUAUCCGAUGAAGAAAAUAACUUUAAUAGUAAUAUUGAUUUUGAAAACAAUAGUUAUGGUGAUGGUAAUGGUAAUGGUAAUGGUAAUGGUGAUGGUGAUGGUGAUGGUGAUGGUGAUGGUGAUGGUGAUGUUAAUAAUUAUAAUUAUGAAGAAUACCCACUAAAUGAGAAUUUGAAAUUAAUGGAUAAUUUUGAUGAAAUCCAUGAUAAUGAGGAUGAUAGUAAGGAUGAUAAUGGAGGUAAAUAUAGAUAUAGACAGAUGAGCAUUUCAAGAAACAAAUUGAAUGACAAGGAGAAAUUAUUAAGAGAUUCAUUACUUCCAAAGAGGUUUAUCAAAGAUAUAUCUGAGUUCUUUUUAAAUGAUAAUCAGAGUGGUAAUGGCAAUAAAAUAACUAGAAAACGGAUUAAUAAAGAGAUAAUGGAUAGAUUGAGUGAUAUAUCUGAGGAGUUUAUUUCAAACCAAGUUAAGGAUUUAAGAGAAUAUAGCAGACAUUGCAAAAAUAAGAAAACUAUUGACUUUAAAGAUGCAGUUUUGUUAUUAAAGAGAAACCGGUUAUUGACAUUGAAUAAUAGCUGUAAUACUGGUGUUCUUGGUGCUUAUAAUACUGGUGUUUUUGGUGCUGAUGAUGGUAACGAAAACGAGAAAGAAAGUUUUAGUUUUAGAAACGAAUAUAAUUUUAAUAACAAUUUGUAUUCAAUGGGAAAAAAGUUUUUGGAUCAUGAAGAAUUUAUUGAGUUUGAGAGGGAUUUGAUGGAAAGCAGCAAGUUUCAGAAGCAGCGGGGGACGAGAUAG